Messenger RNA from Salarias fasciatus (jewelled blenny), 1643 nucleotides. Its product is annotated as synapse-associated protein 1-like. The record is from RefSeq and is a predicted model, not a curated record. Gene Ontology annotation, cellular component: Golgi apparatus; synapse; nucleus. The coding region runs from base 103 to 1257 and encodes 384 amino acids. Lineage: Eukaryota; Metazoa; Chordata; Actinopteri; Blenniiformes; Blenniidae. The transcript is spliced from 9 exons. Gene Ontology annotation, biological process: regulation of short-term neuronal synaptic plasticity; TORC2 signaling.
ACACCGCAGAAGAAGACACGCCACCAAAGCACACUCUUCCUCUGUGAGCAGAUUUUUAUGAUUUUUCUUCAUUUCUCGUCCCGUAAAACGACUUGAGGCGACAUGUUCAGGGGCUUCGGGACGUGGCUGGGUCUGGAGAGCCCUCCGGAGCCGAAGAAGCCGGAUGACACGGAGGAAUUAGGCGAGGAGAAGGAGGAAAAAGUGGUGGAGGCUCAAAACGAGGUAAACAAACAGCAGGACGGAGAGGAGAAGGAGAAAGAGGAGGACAAAGACAAAGACAGGGGACUGGGAGACUACAUCUUCAGCUUCGCCUCCAGCGCCACCAAGAAGAUCUCCGAGUCGGUGGUGGAGACGGCGCAGACCAUCAAGAAGACGGUGGAGGAGGGAAACAUCGACGGCAUCAUCGACAAAACGUUCCUCGGCGACUUCCAGAAGGAGCAAGACAAGUUUGUCCAAGAGAAGAAGGCAAAGAAGUCGGGUAAGAGGUGGAACAAAACACACACAGAGGCACACAUUUCUAUCAAAACACCACUGUGUGUGUGUGUGUGUGUGUGUGUGUGUGUGUGUGUGUGUGUAGAAGCUGCAGUUCCUCCCUGGGUGGGUUACAACGAGGAGGAGACGAUCCAGCAGCAGAUCCUGGCUCUCUCUGCGGACAAGAGGAACUUCCUGCGGGACCCCCCCGCCGGGGUGCAGUUCCUCUUCGACAUGGAGCAGAUGUAUCCGCUGGCCGCGGUGAUGCUGGAGGAGGACGAGCUGCUGAACCGCAUGCGCUUCGACCUCGUCCCCAAACAAGUGAAGGAGGAGGUGUUCUGGAGGAACUACUUCUACCGCGUGUCUCUGGUGAAGCAGUCGGCUCAGCUGACGGCGCUGGCGGCUCAGCAGCAGGAGGGCGGAGACAGGGGGACGGACGUCUCGCCCGAGGACGUCACCAUCACAGACGUCAGGCCCGUCACUCCUCCGGUUGGCUUGGGGGACAUGCAGCAGCCCCCUCAGGAAGAGGAGGAGAUCUCUACCAGUCCCGGACUCUCCGAGUUCAUCAGCGACGACUUCGACUCUGCAGCCAUCAACUCGGAGGACCUGAGGAACGAGAUGAAGCAGCUGCUGGAGCAGGAGGACGAGGAGCUGUCCGCCGACGACGAGUCUGCGGACUGGGAGAAGGAGCUGCUGGAGGAGCUGGAGAGCAGCGGCUUCAUCCAGGUCAAGCCGGAGGAGGAGGAGAAGGAGGUGGAGGAGAUGCUCCGCACCGUCGACGACUAGGGGACACGGCGAGCUGUCGGCUCCGGACAGCGAUGGAGAAGAGCGGCCGAGACGCCGCAAGACGAAGAAGAAGAAGAAGACCAGGCUCGUCUUGGAUCCAUGGUGAAGAGGUGGAGGUUCAGUUAGAGCCGGGCUGUCGUCUGGAGGCAGCGUUAGUCCAGGACUCCUCCGUCACGCUUUACUCUGUCGGUUAGGUUUAUUACUCCCCCUCCUCCUCCCCCUCCCCCUCCUCCUCCUCCUCCUCCUCCUCCUCCUCCUCCUCCUCACUGGGAAACAGCUCCAUGUUUUAUACUUCUUUGUUUCUACUGCUUUGUGGAGGGAUGUACAGUCCAGUCUUAAUAUAACCACAGUGACGUUUCAUGUAAAAUGUAAAUAAAGAGGGAUCU